GCAAUCUCUACUUUUCUACCGUAUUUACAAAAACUUGUAUACCUAAUAUUAUUAUCACACGUAGACGCAGACGCAGACUGCUAGACUUGGUGCUUGAACGGUUCGUCGUUACGUAGAUUCUAUGCUCCAUCAGUGAUUCUUAAUAAUAAUAUAAUUUUUUUAUUUUGACAGAAUAAUACCUUAGAAUAACAACUUACAAUAUUAAAUGUUAUUUACAAAUGCAAUUCUCUAUUUUAAUUGAAUACACAGUAAUAAAGUAAGUAACUAACAUAAUAAUUGAUCAGCCCUAAACAUAUUACUUGCCUACCUAUGCUAGUACACAAUUGGUAUUCAAAUAUCUAGAAUUUUAGAAUGUCAAAUCACUUGUUAUUUACAGUAUUUAGAUAUAAACAUUUAAAAAUAAUAGGUUAAUUAUUUUUGUUAUUAUAUUGUAGGUAUUAGUAGAGAAACGAACCGAGACUAAUAAUUGACAUGAAUUGACCGACAACAAUCGAUGCUGACAAUAUUCGUAAGUAAAUGAUUAUUUUAUUGUCUGCCACCUGGAUAGCUAGGUAUCUAAUCUUAAGUAUUAUAAGGACUAACAUAUUUUAUUGUUACUUCAUUUUUAAAAUAGAUAGGUAAUUAUUAUUUUCAUAUAAACAUUUGUACAUCUAUGUAAUAGGUGUUUUAUUUAAUAAAUCUAUUUUGUUACUAAUAUAGUAUUUACUCUCAUCAAUUAUAUGAUUGUUAUGGAUUUAUUCUCAAUUUAGGUAUAUGAAAAAAGUAUUGACAUCUAGGUAGGCACUCAUUAUUUAGGUAAAAAAUAGUUCAAAGUAUUGUAAUAUAUUCUGGAAUCAUUAUUUUUAAUUUUAUAACCUAGCAGUUUAAAAUGUUAAAAUGGUUAUUAUUUCAGCAUAAUUGAUGCCUACAUAUUAUUACUAUUUAUUAUAAAUUACGAGCAGGUGUUUAAAAAUUGAAGCACCUGUUGGUUUCUGUAUAAAAUAAAGCUACCUUUUAUUUUUAUUAUUUGUUAAUUAACAAUUAAAUUUACAAAAAAAAUAAUAAUAAUAAUAAUAAGGUAGGUAGGUAUAUAUUACCUAAUAUUAUCUGGUCUUCAUAACCAUAAGUUAAAAUAAUAUAACAUAAUAUUAUCUAUCCUAGAUGAUAUUAAAGUAUAAUUAUAUAAAGUAAUUCAAAAUAUAAAAAGUUUAAAAUAUAAUAAUAAUAAUAAUAAUAUUAAAGUUAUAUUAAAUAUUAUUAAUAUUCAUUAAUAAAAUAAAAAUGUUGUAAAUGCAUAUUUUUGUCUUAAAUUAAUAUUCUUCAUUUUUAAAUUGAGUAGUUGUUAUAUUAUGAAAAUUGGUGGUUAAACAAAAAUUAAUUAUUUAGAAAAUAUUUAGAAAUUUACUAGAAUAAAUUAAUUUUUUUUUUACUAAGUUAAUAGCACUGAAUUUUGAAGAAGUACCUACGGUCUUAUUUCCUUUGUGUUCAUUCAAAUAUCAUAAAACAUAAUAAAAUUAACAUAUUAAUGUUUAUUAUUGUAUUAUUGUAUUAAAUAGUCAUUGUAUGCUAAACAUUUCAUAAGAUAUACAUAAUAUUUUAUAACCAAGAAUCACAUUUAUUUUAUGUAUUUUUAUAUAUAAAUUUUUUUUCCUUGAAAAAUAACCUGUAGCUAAGAUACAUAAUAAUAAACAUUUUUGUAAAAUUCACCAGCAGUUAGUACUUAUUAUGGAGUGAAUUAUGUGAAAUAAUAAUAAUAUAAAAUAAAUGAAAUAAUAUUAUUGUAUUAACCAUUGGAUUCCUAUAAAUCAUCAACUAUGUUUAGUUUUUAGUUUUCUUUUUGGAUAUUUGGUUUCCUAUUGCCUUUGAAAUAGACUACCUAGUCAUUUUUAUAGUUACCUAUUACAAAUUUCCCAGAAUGACAUUUAUAAUAAUAAUAAAGUCCAAAAAAAUAUAUUAACUUAAAUAAUUUUUACAUUUAAUUUAAAACUCAAUGUACAAUAAAAACACGUAAGAAUAUUUUAUUUAUACCUAACUUUUUUUAUGUAAUUUAAAAUAUCAGAUUGUAUACCAAACUAAAAACCUAUUUAUUUUAGUUAGCCUAUUUUAUUUUUUAUUAUAUUUUUUUUAAAUUUGUUUUUAUAUAUUUAUAACUGUAUUUAAUUUAAUAUGUAUGUAUUUGCUUUGUAGAAUGGAGCUGAGCAAAUUUCAACAAAUACCACAGAUACAAAAUUGUAUCAAAACAAAGAACUCAAUCCUAUAAGAAAAAUUAAGGUAAGAUAUUUUGUUUUACAACCUUAUAAUAUUUUAUAUCUAGAUAAUAAUUGAAAAAUAAUAAGUUUGUAAUUUUUAAAAAAAAAAAACAAACAAAAAAAAUAAUGAUUUUAUUAUACUGGCCUAUUACUAGUUGGUUAAUUGGGUGUUUGUGUUAAUAUAAUAAUAUUAUCAUCACAAAUAUUUUUUUUUAUAGUUACUUAUAACUUAACAUAAAACAAGAUAUAUUUAUAGGUAAUGAUAAUUUUUUUAAAUUUUUACUUUAUAUAUAGUGGGGAAAUGUGAAUUUUUAUGAUAAACCACAAUUAUUUAAAUAUUAAGAGUAUGUUUAUCAAUGUAAAUAUGUUUAUCAAAUAGCAAGGUGAUCUUUAAUGUUCAAUUCUUAGUAGGUAGCUAUUUAGUAUUCAAUGAUAAACUGAAUGAAUUCUUUUUCUUUUUUGAGUUUUUUUUUUACGUUUAUUUAAUAUUGUGUGUUAUGAGUUUAUGACUGACCCAAUAUAAUAUUAUGACACUACUGUAUAAUUGAUUCUUCAGGUAAAUAUUAUACAAUUUACAUAUUUGUAAUUAAAACAUAUCUGUAUUAUAAUAAUUUAUUACCUACUGUUACAUUUUUAAAUAAAGUAAUUAAUAAACAAAUUAUGAUUCAUUUUUAUAAAAUUAUCAAUAUCCAUGACUUUGAUAAUGAAUAUUUAAGGUCAAUAUUAUACUAUUUAUUAGGUACUUUUAUACAUAAUAUGUAUUAUAAAUAUAUAAUUUAUUGAAAAAAAAUUAAAAUAAUAAAAUAUAUUAAAUUAAAAAUUAGAUAGCUAAGUCUGUUGCUCGGUCCAUAUUUUGUUUAUCUGUAAAUAGGGUAAUUUAAUUACUUGUAUUUUAGUUUAAUAUGUUUACAUUAAAUUUGAGUGAAAAGGCAAUUAUUUAUAUUAAGAUUUGUUUUUAUUACUUUUUGUUAGUAAAAAUGGUACAUAUUUUAUUACUUACACCAAAAAAUAUGUGUUUUUAACCCGCUUGUACUAUAUUUAAAACUGUUAGGAGUUUCAAAAACUUUUCUAAAAAGUUAAAAAUUUUACAUCAAAUGAUGAUAUGCCGUUUUAAUUUUAUGAAUUUCUUCGUAAUAGGUAUUUGUUACAAACAUAACUACACAAUUAAUAUGAUAAUACCAGUUGUUUGAGCUCUGCUAAGUAUUGUUUUUUAAACAACAAUGAUUAGUAACAAUUUAUUGUUGCUUUCAGUAAAUUUAUGAAAUUACCCUGCAACCUAUACUUUUCCAACUUCCUUCCUACAUAUAGUGUGAAGUAUAUCCCAUUUAUUUGGAAGUUUAUUGUUAUAACUUAUAUUAUUACACAAGGAUCACAUAUUUUGUUCUUCAUAAAUAUCGAUUGCGUAUGUUUAUUUAUUUUAAUAAUUAUUUUUUUACGCUAAUUAGUUAUAAUACCUAUUUAUCGAAAAAUAAUUUUCUUAGGGAAUUUGUAUAAAAACUAUUAUGUUUAAAGAAUUUGUCUCAUACGCUUAUUGUUUAAUUAAUUAUUCCUAAUAAUUUUUAGUAAAAAAAACAUUGCUGAUUAUUAUUGUUGAAAUUUCAUUAAGAAUAUAUAUUAUUACUUUUAUUAGAGUUCCUUCAUAGCUAAUUUGUGUAUUUAUUAUCCUGGCAGUUUUCAUCAUGAAACGGAUUUCACAAUCAAUCUCCUCUUUUUUUAAAAAAGUAAUAUGAUCUUCUUUAAAGUAUUUUGUAAUAAUACAAAUUAACUAAAAUAUGAGCCCUAAUAAUAAAUAAUAUUGGGGCUAAUUUAUUAUAAUAAAAAUAAUAGUGUACAAUAAUUAACAUUUAUUGGGCAUAUAUGAUUUUAAUAUGCAUUAUAAUUGUAUAUAUUAUAACAAAAAAUCAUAUGUAUUAGACAAAUCUCGGAGUAUGAGAUUUAGAGAAACAUAUUGUAUAAAAUUUUAGUAAAAUCUCAUACAUUUUAUUUGUUUCAUUAAAUCUUAUUCAUUUGAAUUAUCCAUCUUACUUUUCCAGAAUAUCUAAAUUUCUCACAAGUUCAUUGCAGUCAUCUCGCACUUUUCACAUUUCCAAUUAUUUAGAAAGGUUUAUUUCUUCUUAUCUCAGACUUUUUUUAAUACAUGUUUCCACCUCAUUUUUUUCUAGAUUUUUCAGCAUUUUCCUCAUUGGAUUUUCCAACACACUGCUCAUAAUAAUUAGGCUUCUCUGUGUGUGUCUAGCUCAUUAACUAGUCUUACUUUUUUAAUGAUUUCUAAAGUAUCCUUUUCUUCGAACAGUCUAAGUGUUAUCUGUUAUUAUUCUGGCAGUUUUAUAGUUUGUUGAACUUCGAGGACGGCUUACGUAUGCAAACACAAUAUCUACACAAAUAUUAUUUUUAAAAUUGUUUGGCCUUCUUAACUUCUACAGUGAUUAUAUUAUUUAUUUGAUAGAAUUAUUUUUUUCAUUUUUUAGUAUUUUUUCAUUAUAUCAUGAUACAUUUACUAUCUUUGUAAAUAUUGAGUAAAAUUGAUUUUGUUUUUACUCAGUUAUUGUAUAGAAUCGUUUAACGAUCAUGUUCACAAUAUUUCCAUAAUUAUAUUGCUUUACCUAUUUUCGGAAAUAUUAGGUAUAUUAGAUAUCUAUUAGUCGCUUGUCUGGUUCAGUUCUGUUACGUCAAAUUUAUUUACGUAACGUAACACUUAAAUACGAUUUUUCCCUGGAAAAAAUCUUAUUCAAUUAUUAAAAAUAAUGCAACAAAUUGUACAUAACUGUUCAUACUAUAAAAGAUGCGGAUUUUUCACCCGGUAAUAGUUUAUUUGUUACAUUUUUCUAGAUAACCAAUAAUUUUGCUAAAUGUUUAACAAAAUUUACAACGUUGAUUUUAUUUUUGGUUGAUAUUUUGGUAACCUUGGCUACAAGUGAAAAUACACGACUAGUAUAGUAGUUACAGGUUUACCGAGCUCAUUCGUGUCGCGUUUUGAUUGUAAUGAUUAAGGUUCUUAAAGAGACUUACUGCAUUUGUAUAUUUUUUCGUAGUGUCUGUAGAUUAUUCUAGAUAAUUUAUACAUUUAUUUUAUGAAAUUCUGAAAUUAAAUACAAAGUUUGAAUUUACAUAUUUUGGUCAUAUUUUAGGUGAAGUGUGUAUUUUAGCAAUUUUUACCAUAUAUGUGUACAUUUCGCAUUUUUAAUUUUUGUAUACUUUCAAUUGUCGGAAAAAUCGUUUUUGAAAAACAUAUAAACAUAUUCUUUUUAAUAAAUUACUUUGGGUAUUUAGGCCGUAGGUACGUGUCUCUUUAUCUUUAUCGAUCUUCAUCAACCCUGUUAUCGACGGUUUGUAUUAUGUAACUAUUCAUUUUUGAGAUUUGUAUUAUAGUUUAUGAUAGUUAUAAUAUGUUAAAUGCGUUUUUUAAAUUAAAUAAAAAAAUUACCUGGUUAUUUGCAUGCAUAUUCCGAUCAUUUUUAUUGCAACAAGUCCCGAACCAUAGUAAUGAUAUUGUAAUCGUGUCGUUUUAAAUAUUAUAAAAUAUUAUCGGUAAACCACUUAACCCCAUAUCCUUAACAUUGGCCACGACCCACCUACAACAAUGGCCGACCCGCGGUACGAAGUGUGUUCGCAUUUCCUUUUAUUAUUAUUAUUAUUAUUUUCUCGCGUGUUGCCGGCGCCCGUUGCAUCGUCGUCGGCUGCGGCUGCGGUGUCGUUGAACUUACGUCGCGACGAGCGUGUUGGGCCGCGUACCUUAACACCCGGCGUCGUCGUCGCCCACGUCUCCGUCGUCGGCCCGACGCACUAGUGACUUAUUUGUGCGGGGCGCCCAAGGUGGAAAAUCAAUGCGCCGCGUUCUCCGGUCGUCGUCGGGUACCGGAGAGGAAAAAUAAAAAAAAAAACCGAAAUCGUGACACGUGUCGUGAUGCAAUAUCAUAACAAUAAUAUAUCUAUAGGUUUGGGAUAUCUACGGUAUCUAUGUCUGUUGGUCGUGCUGUGUGGCACCGUGUGCCGCGCGCACGUCGUGUCCGUUCCGGCCGCCGACGGAUCGUUUGCGUUUCGUCCGGCCGAAUGAUAAAUCGUGUCGCCGUGCGCCCGGCGGUUGAUUGAUUAACCGAACGCGAUGCGUGUGCUCCCCUCGCCCGUUCCCAUUGGCGGGCGGAGGCGGGCGACUUGUGUAUUGUUUCGUCACGACCGUGUCCACAUCGCGUGUCGUCCGCCCGCUAUAAUAUGCGAUCCUACAUCCGCAGGUGGUCCCGUCCGGUCGUAUCCACGGCUUAUCGGGAGACCAGUGUCGUAUUUACAUGUUUACCGCUUGUGUAGGCCUGUGGAAAAAUUGCUGCCUUAAAUUAUUAAAAUACAAAUUAUUCGAAAAGGACCCCAAAAAACCACUUCUAAACUCAGAGAAUGAACUGAUCGUCAACGAACAUUUGUUCCUCUAUUAAUCAAUUGGCCUGUUGAACUGCAUAUUUUUAAUCAAAUAUCUUGUUUACUCACCGUGUACACGUUUAGAGUUGAUUAGAGUUCGUUGUAUUUUGAUUAAUAAUGUUUUUCGUCGAAUCUGCUUCCAAAAUAGAAUUGCAUCAUUUGAGUUUAUACUGAUAUUAGUCAACCCACGUGACAUGCUAUUAUAUUUAUAUUUAACCAAGCCAUCUACACUGGAUAAAUUUGUUACCGUUUUAUUAUCAAUAACCUUAAGAUUAGUUUUUUCGCAUAAUAGUAUCAGUGAUAUUAUAAUCACUAUUAUCUGCGAAAGAAGUACCAGGAGCUGUAUUUAAAAUUUAAAAAAAAAAAAUCGGUUUGUUUAUGAUUUUGAUUUAAAAUCACGCAUUAUAUCACUUAUAUAUCGCAUGGAUACCGACAAGUCAAGGAUCGUUAGGGGGGGUCAAUGAACAUUGUUGUUUGAAAUGGACAUUUUUUGCUUCAAGUCGCUUAAACGGCAUGCUAUUUAAUUUUUGUUUUCAAUUUUCAAAUUUCAUUUUGUAUUAUUGUUUUCAAUAAUACAAAGUCAAAAAAAUCAUUUUUACUUAAAAAUUACUUUUUGGGUGACACACUACUCGAAAUAUUCAGGUCGAUUUUAUCAUACUAAUAUUUGUGAAUUACUAAUGAUUUGAGACAAGUUUUUAGUGCAUGGGUAAUAUUAUUGUUUAUAAAAAUGAAUCAAUGGUAAUUGGUGUACCGAUAUUUUGUUAACGGCAUCGUGGCACUAUUAUAUAAAUCAUUUUGAAAUAAUACUUUACGUGUGAAACGUAUGGGUAGGGUUUGUAGUCGGUCGGGCGAAUAUUGGGUAUUUGAGUAUAUUUAUAUAUUCAUUUAACGGGUUUCGGAAAGAAUAGGUCUUAACUCGACAGUGAUGAUCACUCUUUGUCAGAGUUUUUUUCCACGCUAGUCGUACCUUCGGUAUUAGUAGUAGGCAUAUAAUAUUUUAUGCUGGAUCGACACGUUUAGUUAUUCGUAUCUUUCUCUCUUCUUCAGUCGUUACAUACCACGAGCGUCGGGUGAUUAAUGCAUUUCAUCGGCAGAUCAUAAUAAUAUAACAUCGUGAUAGUUAUGUUAUAGGGUAUCUACUCGUUAUCGUUGCUGGACGCAGUAAAUAAUAAUGUGGAAAAUAUAAAUAUCCUUCGGGUGUUUCGAUAACGCCGAUAAGAUAACAAAUAACCACCCGCAGUGAGAUCUUCUCGUUCUUGAUUUUUUAAUGACAUCGGUCUACGAUAUAAUAUUAUUAAUCUGAAAUAUUAUGUUGCGAUACGUUUACCAGCAGCUGUGGUACAUAUUGUAAGUUUUUGAUUUCAUAUCGAUUUUUUUUUUCAAACACGUGUUGUCUAUAUUAUAAUUUCAGAUUGUAAGAAAUAUAGUACUUAGUGAUUUGUCGGUUUCGUCGGAACGAUGUAAUGGUAUUCGAUUAGGUGAUUUUCUGUUUUCGUCUUGCACACGUGCAACAUAGAAAUUAAGAUGUGUUCUAUUUCCAACGUACCGAUUGGUUUUGUGAAGUGAUAAGAACUCUGAAAGCAAAUUUGAAUUUAUCGUGAAGUCUACUUGAGAUCUACUUUCCUACUUUAUAAUUUUAAUUUUUCAAAAAAUUGAGAUAUUCCAUUUUUUAUGGCUUUUUUAGAAUUUAGGGGAUAAAAUCAAACAUAUGGGAAAGUCAAUUUUUAUGUUGCAUGUGAAUAAAACAAAGACAGAAAAUCACCGCUUUCAAUCCUCUUCAUGUUCAACAGAUUCUUGAACGGAUUUAUCGAGUUUUCAUAAUAAUACUGUUAUCGAAAUAUCAAUGCAGUUUAACCAAAUUCAGCUCAGAAUAUUUUACGUUAGCGACGAUUUUUUUUAGGUAUUGAUUUAAAAAUAUGUUAAUGAUGUUAUAAUUUGUGUAAUUUUACAAAUUACUCAAUUACUAUUAAGAACUAUAAAUUAUCUAUUAAUUACUGUUAAGAACUCAAUUACUCAAAAUUAUAUUAUCACUAUGACUUAAAAAUAUUGCAUCACUGUUUUAUUUUUACUUAAUAUCACUUAGUUAUUUCCAUAUAUUUCCAUACCGUGAUACUUUAUGGUCGGUUAUCAAAUGAAAAUUGAUUGAAUCAAUUGAAAAUCAUAAAGGUAUAAUAAAAAUGCAUGAGUGCGGUGAAGUCGUUUAUUUAAGGGGUUUAUUUGAUUGACUGAUUACAAUUUUGACUACAGUUAUUUUUUUUUGCUCAUUGAACAGUAUCGAUUUUAACGAUUAUAAUUUUUUAUAAAAACAAACUUACAUACUUUGCACGAUGGGUGGACUACUAUUGUAGGUGAGAAGUUGGGAAGGUAUAAUAGAUGAAUUGAGUUUAUAUCUGUAUGCAACGAUUAAUCAUGGCUAACGAAAAACGAUUCUGAGCAGAGUUCGAUUAUACACGUUUUGAAAAGCCGUAAUAUUUACUAUUUAAAAAUAAUAGAUUUAGUACAUUUUCCCGUUUUACUACGUUUUUUCCCAUUUAUUAUGAAAACUCCUGGAAAAAUCAAAAAAUUACCUCCCUAAAUAGUACCACUCCAGUUAGAUUUCUUUUUAGAAAAAUUGCUAUACUUGAAACCCAGAGUGAAAUGUCUGGCAAAGUUGUUCUCAGAAAAAAUAAAAAAUAAACAUCAUUGUAAAACCAAUAUAUUCGACGUUCUGUUUAGAAUAUAAAAGAGCUGAUACUGGAGACGAAUGUGGUCACUGUUAUAUGUGGGAAAAUGGGAUAAAUAAUGUUAUUUAAUUUAUAUCUAGCCAAAACCAUAUAAACCAUUGGUAAUAAAAAAUAUUUCGGAGCGAAGUUCGGUUAUAAAUGUUUUGAAAGACCGUAAUAUUUACGGUAUUCAAAAUUUGAAUUUAAAACUCCUAUUUAAAAAAAAAAUAAAACCAAAUAAUACAUUACUCUAAAUUUUUUUUUAAAAAAAAACUUAGUAUGACUUAUAAUGAACUUUUUGUUAAAUUUUCAAGCAUUUCAGCUUAAUCUAAUAAUUUUGUCCACAGAGCAGCUACCAAAUAAAAAUGACGGAAAAAACUCGCAAAAUUAAAAAGUCUAUAAAUAGUUCAAAAAUGGCUCUAAUGUUUUGAAAUAUUUAUAUUCACUUUUGAAAAUGUUUUAAAUAAACUACAAAGAAAAUCAAAAAAUGACUUUCUUAGUCACUGACCAGAUUAAAAAUGCAAUAAAAAAAAGUAUCUCGUUUUUCUGAAUACGCAAUUUAGUCGAAUUGUUGUAAUUUUUUAUGGGACAUAUACCUCCCUUAUCUAAACGACACUUAAUUUGUGAAAUAAAAAACGAUUUGUAUUUAUAUACCUAUGGAUGGGCCCAUAAUUACGCUCAACCGUCAUUUAAAACCACGUUUAUUAUAUUAUGGUGUUUUUUCUUUCGUAAUUAUACUAACAUUAAUCAUCAAUUUUUGUUUUCCUCAGUUGUAUUAUAUUGUUUGAAAAACGAGCGUUGUACCUAAUUUGUUUUAUUAUACAAUAUUAUAGCAGUUAUAGCAGUAGUAGUAGUAGUAGAAGUAGUGAAUAUAGUGGUCCACAGAAAAUUAGUUUUUUUUUUUUUACACUAUUUUUGGCAUACGACUCGUAAAAAAAGAAAAAAAAACUAGUUUUUAUUAUUCAAAAGCAUAAGUAUUAUUAUUAACUUUCCAACAAUUUAGCUACAUGUAGUGUGUAUACUAUUAUCUCAUCGCAUUUUGUAUAAUGUAUGCCGCGGAGUGUUUGUUGGACUCGCUUAACGAACUUUGUACACGAAUUUGAAAAUAUAGGCACCAACUAUUAUUUUUAUUUGUAUACAGGAUGUCUUAUAGUGUUAUCUUUAUGAGAAUAAUUGUGUCAAUAUUAAUUUUUUCACAUUUUUUUUUUCAAUCUGUUUUUGAGCGAUAGGGACAUGUGCAAUUAAAACAGCUAUUACUAAGAAACUAUUCGAGAAAAGAGAUCGGAUAUGCAUGUUUGUUAAAUUACUAUUUUUUGAAUAAUAUCUUUUACAAAAUGGCUAUUUUGGAAAAUUGUAAAAAUUAGAAAAAUAAAAAGUUAUCUUUUUCAGUAAUUAAAGGAUGGAAAUAUAAAUAUAGUUUUUUCUACAUAUGUGUCCCACUCGCACAAAACCUGAUUGAAGAAAAAAAUGAAUAUUUACAGAGUUAUUAUCAUAAGGAUAACACUGUAAGACACUCUGUAUAUAAAUUGCCUCUGCUUAUUAUGAUAAUACACGUAAAUUAAAUUCUUUACGAGAAUGUAUUAAUAAUGUACUUUAGAUAAUAUACUAAUAAUUUAUAUAUAUAUAUAUAUAGGUCCUAUAGGUAUAGUUGUAAACAAUAAUUAUGGCCUAUACGUGUAUAUUAUUAUAAUGAUAUUGAUAUAAUAAUUAACAACGACCUGAUGCUAUUGAUAAUAUAUACUAAAACAUAUUGUAUUUAUAAUAAUUACCUUAUUUUAAAUGUAUAUUUAUACACAUAUUAUACGGUAUACAGUAUACAUAAAAUAUAGGGUAAAAUAUCGUUCGUUAAUCGCGAAAUGUAUUUUAAAUGUGGUCUCUAAAACCUAAACACCCUGUUACAAUAGAUAACUAAUAACUAGGGGAAUUUAUAUGUACUUAAAUCCAAAUAAAAAACCUUAAAUCGUCAAUAAAGCCUUAAAAAAUCACUUCAAAAAUACCUAUAUUUAAAAGAGCAAUAAUGGUAAAGGGUUUUAUAAGUCCCCCUCUAAUAGUUCUAACUCAAUAAAAAUAUUUUACACUAAAAAAAUGAUUAUCAAAAAGUAAUUUUUUUCAAAUAAAGUUGUACGUGUUUAAAAAAAAAAAAAAAAAAUUAUAAUUUAUGUUAAUUAUUUGUCAAUCUUGGACAAUUUUAUGUAAUAGAGUUAGAACUGUUAGAUGAGAGACUAUAAAACCCCUCUACCACUUUUGCUCUUUUAAAUAUUUCUAAGUGCAAAUGCGGUUUUGACAAUUUAAGCGCUUUUUCGCAGAUUUUAAGUGGGUAAAAAUUCGUUCAUAAAUCCGCAGUUGGAUUGAAAAAUAUCGCCUCUAUAUUAAAAUUAAAAAUAUUUUAUUGAUCUUAGCAAGUUAAAAUAAUAUAUCGAAAUAAGUAAAAAAGCGGUUUUAAAUUUCAUAUUUGAAUUCAUUGUAUUAAUAAAAAUAAAUUUUCAUAGAACUCUGUUAAAUUUAAUGACACACAAAAACAAAAAUAAUAAUAAACUAAACCUAAACCUUGUUCAUAAUAUUGAUAAAUUAUAAGGAAUAAUAGUUUUCCUUAAAUGUUCACUUUAAAAAGUAACUUAUUAUAAUCUAUUCUAUAGCAAUUCAACUUAGUUAUAAAAAAAUAAAAUAAUUAUAAAUCUGUUACUAUAUUAUAUAAUAUAAUGCAUAUUUAAUAUAUCUUAGAUAUUAAAUUUGAGUAACUCGUUCAGAUUUUUUAUCUCUAAUCUCUAAAUAUAUAGUUGUUAAAAUGUCUUUGCUUCGUGUCUUAAAUUAUUUAAGUUGGCCAAUUCGCGAGAAAUGUUUUGUCAUCUAUUAUAAAAAUAAUAAACUCGGUCGAAUAUUGUUAUAUGUGGGAUAUUUUUAGGCCAAAUGAUUCUUGUGCCAAUUUUAUGUUUGCGAAUAAACAUAUUAUAUUUUAGUGUAAUCCAUGUAGAUUCAUUAAGAGAAACCGAAAUACCGAAUAUACUUACUAAUAAUCCUUUACCUAAAAAGCGAUUAUGUAUUCAUUGAAAUACGGCGGCAUAUUAUGUUCAGUAAAAAAGUUUUCGUUUUGGCGACGAUUGACAUUUUUUUUUUGUGACGUGCAUUAUUUUAAAUUAAAAAAUGUUAUCACAGUAAAAUAUUCGUCAUGCAAUUUUUUAUAAAUAACAUUUAAUCUUGCAAAGAUUAUUAGGUAACGAAAAUCUAAAAAUAUGAAAAUAGAAAAUGUAUGCAGUAACAUACAAAUCGGUGCUCUUGCUUUAGUAUUAAGAGGUAAUACUGCACUACUGCAGCUUACAGUAUUAGGCAAUAGUUCAUCAUUAUAUUUUUGAGUGUGUUAUUAUCUUUUAUCUGAUACGAUUUGGUUAAUUUUAUAUUUUCUGUAUGAUCUAACCUUACUCUAAAUUUACGUAAUUUACAAUAUAAUAUUCGGCCGUUGAUCAUGUUACAUAAUAUAUAUUAUUUUAAAUUGUUAUUCUUAUCUGCUACAACUGUCGAUAUUAUUUUCAUUCAUGAACACAAUAUUAUACUAAAAAAUAUAAAAUAUUUUUCGUAGCCAUCAUAAACAAUCAAAAAUUAAAGGCACGCUUUAUAAGCUGCGGGCCUAUACUAUCAAAUAUUUAACGUAAAACACCUACUUAAUUAUGUCAAAUUUUAAAUAUUUGUUUGAUUCAGAUUAUACUGUCAUAAACGUAUCUCGGUAAUGAUAGGUCGGAUUUUGGUCGUAUAUCAUUCGUACAUUACUAUUGUUCUUUUAAACCGUUUUUUGUGCACUGUUAGAUUUUCGGUCAUACAUCAUUUUCGCAUCAAUAUAAUAUUGAACAAUUGGAAGACUGAAAGGAAUAAGGAGGGCCGAAAAGUGCUAAUCGUUUGCUAACUUUCAGCUUAAAAUCCAAUUUCGACGUAAAUAUAAUAUACAUUUCUGUAGUUGUAAAGAGGUGUUUUUCUAUUGUGAAAAUAUUUUUAAAACAGAAAUUUAAAAAAAAUAUAUAUAUAUUUAUACUUAUUACGACGAUAACGGACGAGUUGUGACAACGACCGAUCCAUACAUUUCAUUUGAUUAUCAAUCAGAUAUUAUUAAAUAACUAGGUACAGUUUACUCCAAAUAGUUGGGGUGAAAACAAAGGGGGAAAAAAGUUAUGUUACUUUUGAACGAUUAGGUACCUAAGUUUAGUUUGACAUAUUAACGCGAAAAUUAUGUACGAUAUUUUAAAGCAGGUAAACAGAUGAUGCUCAAACGAUGAUCGCCGCCAAUUUUACAGCUGAUGUUUAUACGGCAUAUAUUUAAAUCACUUGGGAAAAAAAUAAAAAUUGUUUAUGUAUAGAUACAUAAUUUAUUGCUAUAGGAAUAUUUGUUUAUAAUAAUAAUUAUUUUCGAUCAGUACUUAAUCACUAAUUAUGGUAUAACACGAAAUAUUUAUAUUUUAUACUUAAACGUUGAUAACGAAAUGUGUUAUCAUUUCAUUAUAAUAAUAUUACGUCGUAUUUGAUAACAGAUAAAUCUAUCGAAUACCUAAGUAUUUUAGGAAUAUUACAAAAUUUCAUUAUUUCAUAUUGGUUAUUAAUAUCCUGUUGUAUAAAAUAUUUAAAUAUAGCUGUAUGCUUGUUCCCUAUUAUAUACAAAUCUACAGUUUUAUUUUUGUUUCAGUGAAAUUUUGUAUACUUGACAUAAAAAAAAUAUAGAGUAGCUUUCACUAAAAGGUAGCCAGCACAGGGUUUUUGGUAUUUUUGGAACAAAAAUUGAGUUUAAUUUUGUUUAAUUUGAUUGUCCAAGGCAAUUUACCCUUUUUAAAGAUAAACAACUGAGCCACGUGAUAGGGAUAAGGUGAAUACGGGGAGACAUGUUAAAUUUCUUGGAUUUUAAAAAUACUGAGUAUAGAAAAUAUCGGAUAAUUCAGCUGGUACACAAAAAAUGUAAAUGUAACAUAUUCAUUUAAUUGAAUAUUAAUUUCGCGCGCGCGUGUAUCAAAACGUACGGAUCGAUUUACACGAUUAAAAUACGUUUUUUAUAUGUACGAAACUCGUCGGAGAGAAAAUGCUCGAAAGUUAAAUUUAAUAUAGGUACUCGUAUAAUAUUAUAUGCAUUUUAUUCGUCGCAAAUAUAACCGCGGGUGCACUUCGUGACGUUCGAAUAAAGUCGUACGGACAGCUCAUUAUAUUAUAUUAUAGAGUUCAUAAAUAUAUAAUAUUACGUCGCGGAGAAUUAAAAAAUCGAUACAAAUAAUUACCGUCCGACUGGUUUCUGAUGUGAUGCUCGUAGAUAUAGUUAUACAUGACGAAGAUGGUCGGUUAGGUUAGCUAGGCUGACCGUGUAACGUGUGUUGAGACUUUAACGACCGAACGAGGGGCUACACAAUCAAUGGUCAAACACGCGAUAUUUCGUUAAUAAUAAUAAUGUCAAUAUUCAUCUGUCCGUGGGUUGUUAUCACACAUGUGCGCCAUGGCCUCCGUAAACUGAAAACGUUGUGUAUUAAAAUAUACCGUGAUUUAUUUUUUUGCUUAUCAUGUGAACGAUUGUCUAGAUCAACAAUUCCCAAACUUUUAUGGGCACCCUUACAAAAUAAAUUAUUGUUUCGCAGAACCCUAACUCAACCACAAGUUUUCAAUUAUUAACUGAAAAGACACAUGGUCACAAGGAAAGUCGUAAGGAUUUAAGGUGUGUGCGGAACUCUUGCGAUAGUUCCUUGCAAAGUCCUUCAAGUUCUGAAACAAGUAUCUAAAAAUAUUCAAAGGAUCACUUUUAAUAACCGGCGUGACAAAGAUAACAAAGAUAAACAAAUUAAAUUAUUUGAAAAUAAUAGGGGAGGGGAGGUGAUAAAAUAUUAGUUUUGUCAAUGGCCUACUUUGUGAUUACGUGACUAUGUAAUCACAAAGUAGAAAAUAUAAAAAAAAAAAAAUUAGUAAAAAACAUUAUUUUUUUCUAUCGAAAUAAUAAUAAUUAUUAAACACUUAAUAAUAUUAAUAAUACUAUUUACUUUAGUAACAACAAUACAUACGUAAAUAAAUAACAUAUUAUCAUAAAUGUUGCAAGCUCAACCAAUAAAUAUAGAAAUGGUUGUAACGGCUAAGUUGAGUUCAUAAUUAAUGAGUGCAUAAGAAAAUAAAAUUAAGGGAUUUAUAUAAGACAGUAGUCUAUAUCAGAAAUGCAACAUUAAGUAUAAAAUAAUUACUAGUUAAAAAGAAGUGAAAAUAUUGCUAAUGUAAUUCUUGUAGUUGUUAAAACUAACAAAAUUAUUUAAUUUAGUAUUAUAUUUACCAAACAAAAAAUUCCUUUAAUUAUUGGACCAUGUGUCCCAAAAUCAGAGUGAUUAAAUGGUACAAUUAAAUUAUAAUUAUUUUUAAUUCUUGUAUUAUAUCAAUGUGUACGCUGAAAUUUAUUAUUAUGAAUUUUAUUCAUAGUAUGCGUAAUAGAACCUGUCGUCCAUAAGGUUGAAUAAAAAUAUGAUCCUUAAACUCAGACUAAAUUGAGUUAGAAAAAUGUAAUCUAGGUUUAUUAAGAAUAAUUUUAAUUAAGAAAUUAAUAUUUUUAGACAGAACAUCGAUGUGGGAGGAAUGUGUACAGUUCCACACUGAGAUACCAUAAGAAAAAACAGAUUGUAUGAGAGCUAAAUGAAUAAUUUUCUAUUAAGAUUGUUUACAUAAUAUAUUAUAUGUUCAAUAAAUUUUAGUUUAUAGUCAAAAUGUAUACUUAAUGCAAUAAUUAAGUCUUUCCAAAAGUACACACACACAAGGAUAAUUUAGAUAUGUACAAUUUAAAAAAGUGAACACAUAAUGAAAAGUCAGGACUUAUUAUAUUAUGACAUGAAGGUUUCGUAAUAUUAAAAAUGAUUUGCUUGGAUUUGGCUAAAUUUAACUGUAUAUUAUUAUCGCACCAAUUGAUAAUUAACGCUAAAGAAAAGUUAGCUUCCUUAUAUAAAUCAUCGUAAUUAAGGUUUUUAUAACAUAUUAUAAUCGGUAUUAGUCCACAGCGAACAUGUGCACAUGUUAGAAAUAUCUCCCGUGUUUCUCUUUAAUUUCUACUUGAAUAAUCUGCCGUUUUAUGUGAUUCUUUUUUAAAAAGGUGCGCGCACAUACUGAUGUCGUUUAUGAGUUGGUCUGUUUAACGCUUUUUCUUUCAGAUCAGUUUUUCUGUUUCUAGCUGCUUAUUUAAGCUCCACACGGCCGCUGUCAACCAUAAGUUUUAUCUUUGUUCUUAUCGACUCAGAUCGUUAACGGGAUAACUCCCGCCUAUUGAUCCGCACGUGUCACAGUUAUCUAAUUACUGGUAGGGAAACGCUUCUCGUUUAUCCGUAUAUACGUAGUGUAUCCUUAAUUACAUACAUCAGCAUACAGGGUGCUGUAGUAGCUCUGCAUUUUUUCUUCGGUAUGCCUAUUGCUUCUAAAACUAAGGAUGUCUCUCCACACUUAUCUAAUAUUUCUACUCGUUUAAAAAAAACAACUAACUGAAAACCCCUCUAACAGUGAUUUACUAGCUGCUAUUUGCAACUUGCAGUCUUUAUAGACCGAUAUUUUAAGUUUUAAUAAUAUCUCGGCUGAAUCUUAUUCAGCUCAAUUUUUCGAUUUAAUAAAAAGUAUUAGACGUCUUGCUGCUCAAGUCACUGCGCUUGAAUCUGAAAACGACUGCCUUCAGAACGAAUUUUCUGAGCUAAAGGAAAAUAUUAAUUAAUUGAAUCAACCUCUCUUUCUGAACAGAAACUUAUUAAUUCUAUAACACAAUUAUAUCAAGAUUUUAUCCAAAAAAAUAAGUGUGCGUUUAAUGUCAUAAUCUAUGGCUUACCUGAAUCUCUUUCUACUGGCAUUUCUAACCGUAUUAUUGAUGACAGAACCCAUUUGAUUUGCUCAUUAAAAGACGAAGCUGCUAUUUUUGUUUCUGUGUUUGGUGCAGCCAGGAAGAAUGGUUUCUUUAUUCCUACUAACUUCAAGAUAGUAAGAGAUAAAACUAUUCUGGAAAGACAGUUACUUCGUACAUAUCAUACCGAACUUGAACGUCAAACUGAAGCCGGUGAAGCUGAUCUCACUAUCUCGUAUCUUAAUAGGGCCCCUAAGGUCAUGCAGCGUCGGUUAAAAAACUCCAAUCUAUACCUAUCUCCAAUUAAAUAAAAUCAAGCCCUCCUUCAAGUCACCAUGCUGUUUCUGGUUUUUAUCAAAACUGCAGAGAGGCCUCUAUGGAGGCCCAUACCAAAUUAACCACUUUUAGAUGUAAUAUUUUCUCUUUAAAUUAUGUUUUCCUCGUAUUAAUAGAAACUUGGUUUUGUAAUAAUAUUUAUGAUAAUAAACAAGGUCUUAAUAAUUAUAAUGUUUUUAAAUAUGACAAAUGUACUACAUCUAGCUCUUGCACUAGAGGAGGUGUUCUUAUUGCUUAAAUAUACUGGUAAUCCUCUAGAUUAUAAAAAAAAUUUUCUUCUUCGUGCUGAAUGCUAGUUUUUGUCUAAAAAAUGUUACUCUUCUUUUAUACAACGAACUGAACAAUUUCUCAAUAAAGAACCUUAGAAGUUUUGGGACUUCGUUAGAAAAAAUUGAUUUAACUGUUGCACUCUUAAAUGUAUCAAGCUUUUAACAGUAUCAGUAGUAACAUACAUACGCACAUACGAUAAGCAAGAUACAACUAAUAUGUUUUCCUCCUACUUUAACUCCGUUUAUUCUACUCAAGUAGUCAUUACUACUGAUCGAUCUAACUUUAUUUUGUCUUUAUUUUGAUAUUUUGUCUUAUGACCUUCCUUAAUAGUUCCUUUUUAGGCGCUCGUUAUUGGAGUGUGUAUUUCCUGAUUUAUGGAAAAUUAGUUACAUAACACCUGAUGCUUCUCUGGUUGAAAAUUACUGGCCUAUAUCCAUCUUAUCCCACGUUUACAAACUAUUUGAAUCUCUUAUCUUAGAUUGUAUAUUAAUCCCAUAUUGAUUGAUGAACAAUAUGGUUUCUGUCCUGGUCAUUCGACUACAACUUGCAAUGUAACUUUCUGCAAUUAUAUAUUUUAUGCUUUUGGUGUUCACUCCCAAGUUGAUGUGAUUUAUAUUGAUUUUGUCAAGGCCUUCGAUCGUGUAAAUCACCAUUCUCUAUUGAAAGUACUUGCUUGAACUGAAAUAGGUGAACCAUUUUUAUCACGGUUUGGCUCAUUCCUUUUAUGUAGAAAACAAUGGGUAAAAAUUAACGGGAUAGUAUCCCCUCCUACAAUUAUGCCAUCAGGUGUAGCUCAGGGUGGCCAUUUAUCUCCUAUACUAUUUUCAUUAUUUAUUAAUAGUUUCAACUGGGUUUUAUGUGGUUCUCAACUUUUAGCGUUUGCGGAUGAUCUUAAAAUAUUUCUUCGUAUCAACUCUGUUAAUGAUUAUGUCCUCUUUCAAAAUGAUUUAAAUAGACUCAUGUCCUGGGCGGAAUCCUUAGGUCUUUUAUUUAAUGUUCGUAAAUGUCGUUCUAUGACCUUUACCCAUACCAGAAACCCAUUUAAAUUCACAUGUACCAUUAAUAAUAAUCCUAUUUUGUCACUUAAUAAGUCUGUUCGUGACUUAGGUUUUAUCCUUACUCCUACGUUUAGCCCUAAUCUGCAUAUUAAGAAUGUUGUAAGGCACAAAAAACUUAGGCUUUAUCAAACAAAUAGCACAAGAGUUCAUAUUGUCUGCACCAAUUAAGGGUUUACACUGUGUAUAAAGAAAACCAUGAGCAUUUUAUCGAGUUGUAUUACAGUCGCAAUGCACUAUACUGUUGUGGUUAGUAAAUUUAUAUACCUAAUAAAAAAAAGAUUUUUUUUUUAGAGCAUUUAAAUUCGUACUUUAUUAAUAAUAUAUUAUUUAGAGUUAAGACGACACGAUUAUAAUGGAUUAUUAAAACAAAUACAUACACUCGGACUUAAUCCGGCCCAGCGUAAAUCGUCGCCAGUUUGUGUGAUAAUAAAAUAAUAAAACAAUUCUAAUAAUAUCGUAGUACGGUAAUAUUACAAUGUUGUGCGGCGGCGCAUAUUAUUAUUAUUAUUAUUAUUAUCAUCAUCAUCGUAUGCGCGACUCGUGAGAAAGAUACGACGGGUUAUAAAACCCGAUAAUAUAUUAUACGGCGGCGAACGGUCGAGCGUCUUCUUCUUCUGCCGCCGCCGCCGCCGCCGCCGCCGCCCAACAGGUCGGUUUUUCACAGUCGGAGAGUGGAAAAAACACACACGCACACGUACUUGCGGCGUGUACAACACAACGGUACUUUCUAAAAAAAAACCGAGAUCCGCGUGUGAUGUGUGUGUGUGUGUGUGUGCGCGCGGGUGGAGGAGAUAGGAGCCCGUGGAAAGCGGCGGCGGCUACAGCAGUCUCCCAGUAAGCCACGGCGGCGCGUAUUAUUAAAUACGGGCGCGCGGGUACCCACACACACAGAUAGACACAGAAACAACCGGUUUUGCUGCGGAAUUCCGCAUCGCGCGAAUCCAAUCCUCCGUCGCCGCGCGCAUUAUUAUUGUUGUUAUUAUUUUUCUCUUUUUAUAUUAUUAUUUUAUAUGCAGUACGACGUGUAGUCGUGCUCGCCCGAGGGGGUUUGUUCGGCCGGGGCCCGGGUGUCGGGCGGUCGUCGGGGGAAAAACUCGUCGCGUCGUCGGCGAAAUUCGUAAGUCACACGCCGGUCGUCGCACAGAACACCGCGUCGUCACUCGCACCGCUCUCGGUCGCCGGUCGGUCGUUCUGGUCGGGUUCCGGUGCGCGUUCCGAAACGUCGUCGUCGUCGUCGGCACGGGCGGGGGGAAACGCGUCGAGAGUAUUAACCAUCGCGUUUAUCCGGCCGCGAAAAUAUCGCAACAUCGUUGUGUUAUUAUCGUACCGUAUACUGUUUUUUUUUAUCAUUUUUUUUCCUAUUACUAUUUACGAUAAAUAUCGCGUCGUCGACUGCAGUUUUCCAUCCGCGGAGACGGGAACUCGCGCUCGCGUGAGUAUACGGACACCAGCCACCUCCUAUAGUGUAAAGACUUAGUAUUAAAACGCGGUCGCCGCGGCGGCUUCCGGAUACCCCGGUAGAGUCAGGGAAUUCGAAAAAGUCCGGGAACCGCCGCGGACCCUAAAAAUAGGCGUCACAUAACGUUUAAUAGUAGUCACUUUGCGCGGUUUUUUUUUGUUCAUUGCUAAACAUUGUAAUUGAGUAAAACGAACCGAUUUUGCGUAGAAAGUUUUCUGAUAAAGUUCCUUUUUUUUUUUAACUAUUCAACAUUAAAAUAAUAUUCCUAAUCGUAACGAUUGUUAAAAAGGAUUUUCAAAUGUUUUUUUUUUUUUUUUUGUCUUACAACAGUGGUGGCCGAGUUUGGGUGUAAACAUUGUUAUCGGACUAUGUAAUAACGUGCCUGACUGAUGGUGUACCGUACAGUUGAUAGUAGUUACUUUUUGCAACGUACCUUUAACCGUCCCUUUAACGCGUUUUAAUUUGAGUUAAUUUCCAAGCUAAACAAUAUUUCAGCGCAAAGUCCCCAUUGCCUUCAAAUUUCAUCCGUGUUUGAUAUUAAUUAGGUAUAAGUUGAUUAUGUAUAUUAUAUGAUUUAAUAAAACCUUUUAUAUUCUUUUUUCCAUAUCAAAAGUUUGAAGUCUUGAAUGUCAAGGGGAAAAUUGUACGGGUUCUUGUAACUGCAGCUUGUGUACAAGAGGUGUGAGCUCAGAUAGGUACCAUGAUAGCAUGGUAUAACCAUUGAAAAACUAAGGUGUAUGUUCUGUAAGUUUAAAAUACUAAAUAGCAUUUUAUCAGUAAAUGCGAUGGAAAUGUUUUUUUGUACUAUUGUGCAAUCAGUAUAUACUUAUGAAAUUUGUGUCUGGGAUGGUAAUUUUGAUAAAUAUUUAAGACUACUCAGAAAUAUAAUAAAUUCUUUAUUAAGGACAGCAUUUAGGAAACCCUUUAAUUCUAAUACCAACUUUUGGAGACAAUAAUUUGCAUUGUAUUUUCUUUUAAUUAGUUGUUGUAUGCUAUGUUUUUCUUCUAAAUACAAUAAAUCAUUAUGUGGUAACCACUUCGUGGAAUAUAAAAGUAUUUCAAGAUAAUAUGUUCAUUUUUUCACGAAUAAUUGGUCUCUCGAAUUUGACAUCGUGUAAUUUUGUUCGUAAUGUAAUCGACCACUUUGUGUAUUGAAACAAAACAUUUACUUCGCUCAACUAUUAUUGUAUUAUUAUUUAUGUUCGAUAAUUCCAAUCAUGCGUGUAGUACGUAUAGUCCGACCAUUUAUUCCAAAAAUUGGUUUCACUCGAAGAUUAUUAAAUUAAUACAUGGCAUAUUAUAUCUAUAAUAAUAGACAGUAGUAACUCUCGAGUUUCGGAACACUUUUUUUGAAUUCCGAGUGAAUUAAUGAAUAAUAUUAUAUUAUAGUUUUACUAUGAUGUGUGCCAUUUUUUUAAUAAUGGAGGAAAUUGAGGGGUAAGCCGGAAAAUGUGAAUAUUAUUGUUUCUAUUAAAAUCGAUUUUGUUUUUUUGCCGAUAUUUGGUGACAAAUAAUAAUCGUAGAGAUCUGACAUUUUCACCGUAUUUUACUCGUGUUAUUAUAUUAUUACGCAAAUCGUAAAAAUCACCAAUUCGUAUUUGAUUUGUGCGAAUUAAAUUUUUCAUUUUGUUAUGUUUUAUCUGAAUAAUAUUUAUCAAUAGGGCUCGGAAGUUGUUGCAAUUGCAGCUCUUUUUCUUUUGUAAAGAUUUGUUGUCAAUUUGGUUUUAAAUUCGUUUCAUGCAAAUACGAAUUGAAAUCUAAAAAUGUUUAGUGCGACUUUUUGCAAUUAUUGGUAUUUUUUCGAUUUGUUGAUUUUCUUCAUUUAUAAUGAUAAAUGAAGAAAAUCGUGCUUUUUAGAUAUUUCUAAAUAUUAUUCACAUGAUUUGAUAUUUUUUUUUAUGUUAAAAUAAAUUAACGAUGAGGGUCGUGUCAGAUAUUAAUAUUAUGCAAAUAAUAUUAUGUCAUAUGCGUAUUGAUGGUUAUUUCGGGCUUUGUCGAUUUCAGCGGUGAAAAUACCAUUUGAUAAAACGAUACACAAGUUAUUAUUUUCCCGAGACGUUAAUAAGAAAAUAACCCAAUAAAGCUUGUACUAUUUUUUCUUUUUAAAUAGUUAGUUUAGUAAAAAAAAAUUAUUGCAAUUUCGGAUAAUUUUUACAGCAAUAAUGCAAUGAAUUUUAAUGUUUUUUAGUGCAUUAACUUCCGAGCCCUAUUUAUCAUUAUUGACAUUUGAAAUUUUAAGUACCUAUUCUAUUCAUAAUUUUAUUAUAUUUAUUUGGACAUAACAAUUUAAGUUUGUAUUCGAUGUACUUAAUUCAUACUAAUAUUUUAUACCGAUGUGCUUAUUACGUGAUUUAUAAAGUAACUUUGUUUAAUAUGUGUAUCGUUUUGUUGCUGUGAAAUUAAUUAUUCAAUUUAUUUUGAGAGAAACGACAAAAAUUCAGCAGCUGGCCAAUCUGAUGGUAUCAUUUAGGAUUUCAGAAUCGUAUAUACGGUUAUCGUUGAGUAGCGAUUUUAAUUGUGUUAUAUAUGCCAGUUGUAGAAUAUUUUUUUUAUUCCGACGAACCGGCGAAAAAUCCCGCGGAAAAAAAGUUCUAACAUUUAUAUCAGUACGGUAUAUGCGUAUAUGAAAAAUAAUACAAAAAUAGUUCCCAAAUAUUUUUUAAAAGUAUUUCAUAAACUUUGAUUAAUAAUUAAUAUUCCUUUUCGGCCAAUAUUUCAGCUGUAAACGCGUACACGAAUAAAAUAAAAUAAUUUAUUUUAAAUCCGAUUUUUGGUCCGUUUAUUCGGAUUUUUUUUUGAUCAAGAUAUUUUGUCUCGCGUUUUUCGAAUAUUAUAUUUAUUAAAUUGUCGAUUCGCGGGUACUCGAAUCUCGUGUCGUGUAAUAUGUACCUAAUUUAUAUCAGUUGUCGAACCACGAUGACGACGCACGGAUAUCGUUUAUGAAAAAUAUUAAUAGAAUCUUCCGCGUAGUUUUUUUAUUUUUAUUAACGAUACUCGUGCGUAUACAGAGUGAUUUUUUUUCAAUCUUUAUGAAAUUGCUCAAGAUUGAUUUUGACACUAUUUCCAGAUGUGUACCCUUAAUUCUUAUACCCCGAAAGAGUAAUUCGAUUUUCAAAUGGCAACACAGACUUCAGUUUUUGUUGUAAGUAGAUAAAAAUAAGUAGGUACCCUACCUAUAUGAUUACAACUUUUUGGCUUAAUAACCUAAGUAGGUUUAUUUAAACUAUUAAGCGCUUAAUCGGAAAAACGGACGAAAAUCCUUUGCUCACAAAACCCAAAUUUUACCUGUUAGAGUCAUUAACUAUAAGUUUGGUGGGUUAUUAAUAUAAACAUUUCAGAUCCGUCGCAAUAGCCGAGACAACAUUUAAUGUCGAAUAUACCGUCUUUAAGUUAUAACAGUCUAUAUAACUACUCUUUUGUUCUAUUAUAACUCAUAUAUCCAACAUGCAUUAUGCAUAUUAACAUUUUUUGACAAAUAUUCUCUUUUCGAGUUUGGUUUAAAAGGGGUGAGUUAGUUUUUUAAAAAUCAAAAGUUGAUGUGUGUUUGUGGGGUACGAAAUGAGAGUACAAUUUUGAAAAUGUUUUAAAUAAUAUCCUAAAGAAAUUCUAUUGUAACUACUGGAAAAUCAAAAUAAAUUGUAAUGAAGAUCUCUGUAUGCAAUAACUGGAUGAUGUUGAAAAUAAAAUCAUUCUGUAUAAUGUAUACAUACGCAAUAUUUACUAACGAGAUUUUAGUCGACGCGAAUUUAUAUUGUUAACGAUACUUUAUUUUCUUUCUUCGCGGCUAAUGGAAUGUACUAUGUUUAUGUUUUAUAAUUACAACGAUAAUAUGUGACGUGAAUUCAUAUAAGUUUAAUAUAGUAAGUAGGUAUAAUUAUUAAAUUAAGGUUUUUUUUUUUUUUUUUUUGAGGUAUAUAGAAGAUGUUAGAUUAGGAUUCCAGCAACAAAAUUCCCGAAAUUAAAUUAAAUUGUAUUUCUUUUAUUACCACGUUCAAGGUUAAAUGUGAAUUCUCUUAAAUUAAUUACGUCUUUUUUCGGGACGCUCGUUUAAAUAAAAAGUGUUUAUUAUGAAUGCCAUAUUUAAUGAUAAUAACUUUCGUAACAUUAUUAAAAAUUGGGUUUCUUAUAAAUGUACGGCACUUUAAUUCACAUUGAUUUUCUAAAAUCUAUGGCUAGAAUACAAUUGGAUAGGUUUUCUGGUUAUGUGCUAACAUUGAAUGUAUAAUUGUAGGCUUCAACCCUCUAAGUGAAAUUGACUUCGGCUCGCUUAUAUAUUUCCACUUCAAAUUUGCCAAUCAAGCGACGAAUUUCUAUUUUUAGUUUCUAAAUUGUUUUUGUAUACGAGAGAUUUUACAUCCCCACAGAGGACGAUGUCAAGAGUGAGUAUGGUCUUGAGAUCUUUGAGACAAAAUUUGGCUACUUUUCGAGCAUUUUUCAAGCAAGAAAUUGAUUGUCUCAUGGGCCGUGUGCGAAAAAUGACACACACCAUUCUAUUUGGACAAUAUUUCGUUGGCAUCAUUAUCGUCUGAAGAUGGCCACACAAAUCCCCUCCUCUCCAUUCAAAAAUGCUGUCUUCGUCACUGUAAUUAUUUUAUACGCUCAAAUGGAAAAAAAAAACGAUUGCAAGUCCUUUGAGCACCAAAUCCAUUGUUAACCUACUAAAAUCAAAAUCCAUUUGUGUUAUUAAUAUUAAUAAAACAUGUAAAAUCUGUCUUAGGGGUAACACAGUCUCUCGAUAUCUAUUGUAUCAUCAGUUCGGUAUUUAUGAUUUACUUAUAAUUUAUGACAUAUCUAAUUUCCUUUCUUUUACUGAUUCAUACAAAAUUGAAAAAAAUAUAUCAAAUUCAUUUAGAAUUAUGAUUCUAAAGAUGUUUCACAAAUGCAAUUAUUAAAUUAGCAUUUCAUUGUUAAAUAAACUGUAAUGUCAAAUUUGGAAGAUCCUAUUUAUAUGAUUUAUACCCGUAUAUGUACCUGUAUACCUAGAAAAAAACCAGUGCCCAAACAUUCCAUUAUGUGAAGGUUUUAAUGAUUUUUGGUGCUCAGACGUGUUUUUACAAAACUGUCCAUGAAAAGGGCUGAUGCAAAUACGUACACAUAUUUUACUUCCGUUUAAAACCAAAAAACUAUUUUAAUAUUAUCGUAUUAUCAUAAAUUUGUCAUUAGUUUUGUUUAUAGUGAUAGGUAUUUUAAUUAUGACAGUUUAUAGUUGUAGUAAACGUUGUCGCACUAUACCAAACAAUGGAACGGUUAUUGACUAUAUUAUCAUGUUACUUAUACGUAAUUUAAUAUAAUUAAAACGUUUAAAUUAUUCUUUUUGUCUAUGCGACGACCCCCCGAGUUGUUGCAGGUACCUACUUAAUCGCGUUACACAACUCCUGCCACAGUGGGUUUUGAAUAAUAUUGUUUGAACAGUGUAGUAUUAGAAUAUUUUAUUCCAUUGUGAAUUUUAUAAAUUAAACGAGUAUUUAUAUUUGUGGCUUUAUAAAUCGCGUUGUGUUAUGCCUGAUACAUUUAUUUUACGCUGUCUUGCAUAUUAUUAUUAGAUAUACGAAUACCAUAAUAUUAUACAUAAAUAACCGAAACAGUCUUUUAAAAUACCGGCUCUUAUUUCCACACAAAAUAGUUCAUUUUUGGUUGGCUCUAAUAUUUAACUGUACAGUUAAAAUGUGGUUUUUUAACAUAAUUUAUUAAUACAAUUUUCUUAAAAAAAAAAAAAAUGUACUCCACUUUAUAUUCAAUUUUCUGAAAUACAAUAUUGGAAACAUGGUGCACAUCAAGACUGCUAUAAUAACAGGUUUCAACAAUCUGAGUGAAAUUGACUACUUCAAAUUCGCCAAACACGUGACGAAUUUCCAGGUCUUCAAUAUUGUUUUUGUAUCAAGCGCGAGUAAAAUCGCUCAAUAUUGGUUGCCAUUUUUAGAAAUUAAAUUUAAAAUCCCCUGUACACAAGUGAAUAUAUACAUCGUUUUUUUGUUUCAUCGAUUUCUAGGUUAUCUUAUGUACAAGGGAUAUCCUACUUAUCUAAUCUUACCGGUUAACCUAGUUUCGCAGUUUGCUUAAAAUCGUUUGUCGAUUACAAUGAUUGUUUCGUUAUUUUCAGUAUAUUUAUAUAUAUAUAACUUAAAUAACCCUCUAUUAUAUCUACCUCCCUAAUUUUUUACCUAUAACAGUGAUCUACCCACGGUGUUGUUAAGCAUGGGAUAUUGAUAUUGUUUUGUGAAUAAAAUGUUGUUAAACGGACAUUCAAAAAUGUUUACAAUCGUGCGACUUGGUCAUUGUAUAAAGUUUCACAUUCGAAAAACGAACUAAUUAUAAUACAUAUCUAAUCGCAUUUCAUUAAGAAACUGUAGGCACUUAAAGCGUAAUAUUUGUUAUUGUACAACUUUGUGUUUUUGUUUUAACUGUUCGUUAAUCAGGUGAAAUCUGACGGUAUUAAUAAUAAUUAUUAUAAUUUGUACCGUCUUGUUGUUCGAAGUCAUUUUGAAAUGCGAUGCGCAAUUUAUUUGAUAAAUAGAUUGCUCUUUAUAUCCGUUCUAGAUUAUGAUAAUUUAAAUGUAUUAUCGUAAUUUAUAAUAUGUAGUUAUAUUAUUUACGUAGGUACAUAAUUUAUAUAUUUUGAGUUUUUCCCAACUAUUGUGAAAAUCGUUUCACAAAUCAAAAAAUGUCCUUUUAAAACACCAAUUAGAUCCAAAAUGCAACAAAAAAGUUAAUUUUCAUUUUUCGUUUGAAGUCAGAUUUUCGGUAGAAGAGUUUUAUACCAAAAAAAAAAUAAGUACACAUCAUAUGUUAAAACCUAUACAUUCCUCGCUUCGCUCAGGACCUAAAAAAUAAAAAAAAAAAGGUUUUCCCCGUGAAUUCUAGUUUCUACUCCCCCGUCAUUAUCACAGAUAACCUAUGUUGCCCGAUAUUUAUUUUUUAAAAAGAGUACUUACCCGUGACUAUUAAACCAACAUUAAAAUUGUUUUUUCAUCUGUGUCGCCAACCCAUAAAUCAACAAAAAAACUUUUUUUUAAAUUUCCUUUUAGGUUUCUAGGUUUCUUAACAUAAGUUUAGAACACCUUAUAUCCCCGUUAUGUCCUCGGUUAUGGUUGUUGAUUUGGUUGACAAGGAGAUACAUAAUAUUAUCCGUAAAAUUAUUUGUGUUCUUAUUAGUUUUAGAUUCUGAGUGAAGCGAGUAAUGUAUAUAAUAAUGUUUAUUUAUUAAUUUAUUGUUUUUUAAGUGAACAUUUUUUCUACCAAAAAGCUUAUUCCGAUUAUCAAUUAUAGCACCUUUUCUAAAAGGAAAUGUUUUCUGGGUGGUACUUUAGAAAAUUCAUUUUUUGAAGUUCUCAUUAAUAUUCGAGAUAAUGAAGAAAAUCUGGUUCUUUAGGUUAAAAAAGAUUUAAAGAUUAAAAAUAAGGUUGUCAUUGGCAACAAUUUUUAUUUAUUUUUUGUUAUUUUUAAGUUUUCAUUAUUAUAAUCUUUUUUAAACAAUCACUGUUGUCAUGGAAACGAACAUUGUUGAAAAAGAUAUUCAAAUCAAACUACAUUGUAUAAAAUUAAUUUUUUAAAUAUUUUUACUACUUACACAAAAACAUGUGUGUUUACUGGGUAAUUAGUUGUAUUCAAUAGUAUGCAUUGUAAUUUAAUGUAUGACAUAUAUAUUGUUGACCAAAGUAUCACUAUUAACUGAACUCUGCUCAGAAUCGUUUUUUCGUUAGCAAUGGUUUAUUGUUGCUUACAGAUAUAUAUUAAUUUUCCUUCUGUAUCCUACCUCCCCAACUUCCCACCUACAACAGUGGGGUUGCACCCACGUGUGAAGCAUGUUCGCCUUUUUAAAUAUAAAUUCAUAACAUUAUUGGAAUUUUCUCCGAAAAUAAGUACUACUUUGUAUUUUGUCUGUAGUAUACAUUUUUUCCCAUUACUUAUUGUCAUUUAUAGCAACUCCCUGGCAAUUGUCUAUGUGAUUUUAACAUAUGUUUUAACUCUAACCAAUGAUUAAUACAAAAUUGUUAACCAAAUAACAUAACAUAAUAUAAUAUAUUUUUUGGUUGGAACAAGAUUUCUUCUCGAAAAGUUCUUCAUAGCGGAAAAAAUAUAUACAUAAUAGAGUGUAAAACCAUUUUUCUCUUCGAUCAUAUUAUAAAAUAAAUGUAUACAUAUUCUUUUGUAAACCCAACAUUUACGUCUAGCGAAUUAUCGAUUAUCGCUUUGGCAAUUUUUCUUAUUAGGUAUAUAUUAUUACUUUUACCCCUUUUUUCUCUAGGAAAAUACGAGAGACGGAUGGUAAAUCAUGAUAAGUAUCGACCUAUAAUUAUUAUCGUCCUCUCGCGUUCGGUACGGUUUUUUGUAUAGGUAUAUUAUAAUUAUUGAAUUCACACGCGUACAUAUUAUGAUAUUAUUUUGUGUUAGAAGUUUUUUAAUUUGAUUGAUUGGUACAUAUAAUAUAAUAUUUUAGGACGAUAAUGUUACGAAAUUAUACAAUUAUUAUAUUGACAAGUUAUAGGUACUAUUAUACAAUAUAUUAUCAGAAAAAAAAAUCAUUAACAGAAUUUCUGAUUUUUUUUUUUUUUUUUUUUACAAACGAUUUUAGAUUAGAUGUAUAUAUAUUAUGAAUGGUUUUUUUUUUUUUUUUUUUAAUUUAGAUAUAAUAUAAUAAAUGUUUUAAAAAAACACACACGUAUUUUAAUAUUGUUAUCUUAAAUCAUUUUUUUUCCUAAUUGAUGUCUAGUUUUUUGUACUAAUUUAUUAUGUAACUAAAAUAAAUCAAUAGAAUUUAAUAUAUUCAUAUUCUUACAUUAUAACGCUGUAAAAUAUAUAAAACUCACAAUAUAACACUAACAAUAUAUAAAUAUAUAUAAUAUUGUUGUGUACAAUAUAUUUUAUUAUAAAUUGUUUAAACGAAUACCCGUCAAUUAUAAAAAUUAAACCGCAGCGUGGCAUUUGUUUUAGUUUAAACGCCAAAUUGUUAAUAUUAUUAAGUCCAAAAAAAAUAAAAAUAAAAAACCUAACUAACGGAUGUUUUUUACAUGGUCACUAUACGCUCCUCGUACAUGAUUGUGUUAAUAAUAAGCUAAUGAUGUUGAAGAUGGGAAGUUGAGUAUAUAGGAUAAUUUAAUUUCUAGUUGUACUAUUAUAGUUAACCAUGCGUACUAUUAUGCGCAAAAUCACGUGAUUUUUACGAUUUUCAUCAAAAUGUUUAUUGCCAACGUAUGUAUGUGGUUUAUACAUAAAUAUGUAGGUAUACAAAACAUACUCUUUCCGCUACAAAAUAGUGAAAUUCAUGUUAAAAUUCACUUCAACUUUUAUCACUUAUAUUCGUAUAAGAAAUUAUUCUUAAUUUCCGAAUUUGAGCAUUUGGUUUAUAAUAAGGGUGAGGGUGUAAUUUUGGUCGAAGAGUUGCUUACAGACACAAAAAAAAAAAAAAAAAAAAAAAAAAAAAAACGCCACAGACAUUUACAAUAUUAUACACGUGAAAGUAUUCAAAAGAACAGAAAUACGUACACCAGACACGCAGAAAUUCGCCCGAAUCUUUUAUAAUAUCGAGUAGUCUCGUAUUUGGUCGCGCGAGUUCAUUUUGAGCUUACAAUAUAUUUUUAUUUUUUUUUUUUUUUACAAAGAAGUAUUUAUAUCGUUUUUAAUAUGCGAAUAAAAAAUGUAGUAAUCAUAAUGAAGAAUGGAAAUUUAAAUUGAUUUCGUAUUUUUUUUUUUCUUUCAAAAACUCCAUAUAGAUGCUAGUUUCAUUAUAAUCAUUCGAAUGAGAAUUAUUAAGGAAUUUUAUUUUAUUUGUUAUUUUAAAUUUGUUGUGGAGCAUGGUUUUUUCGGCGUUUAAUACUAAAAUUCUAACAAUAUCAAUUUAUUUAAUCUAUAAUUAAAUUAUUAAAGUCCAUUUAUAGUCUUUUAGUGUUUUAUUUUAAGUUUUUUAAUGUGUUUUCUUAUUGAUUUGUUCUGGUCUUUAUGGCUCACACCAAAAAUGUCCAUAUAGUAUUUACCGAAAAAAAACACCCACACAAUGGUAAUGAUACGAAUUUGUUUUCUGCAGGAUGGUGUUACUGGUACAAGGCGUGGUUCAAGACGAACCGCCGCCGGACACGAGGACCCUUUAUCUCAACCAUCCAGUACUGCGGGAUUCGGCUUCGCAAUUGCUCACCAUCCCCACAAAAGUCGUGGGACCCAUAGGCCUUCUGUACCUGUGCCAGCGAGAGAUGGCCGUUACCGUACCUCAUGACAGUAAGCAUAGUAGAAUUUUGGAUUUUUACCGGUGAUUGAUUUCGGUAAAUUCUAUAUAAUAUUACAUUGAUUAUUUAUAUGGUAUAAUAUUCAAUAAUAGUUUGGUCACAUUACAAACAAUAAAAUAUUUUUUCAAUGAAAAAUAAUUUUGUUAAUCAUUUUUGUAAACUUCAAAAGAUUGUUGAAACUUAUCAAUUUUAUAUUAAUAAAUAUUUGUAACACCCAAUUUAUAAAAUGACUAUCUUGGAAUUAAAAUUUGUUUUAAAAAAUAUAGAAAAUAAUGGAGUCAUAACACAUACAGUUUUAGUUCAGUUUUAGCUUCAGUAGUGAUUAUAUGAAAAAAAUAAUUUGUCCUAGGAUAAUCCAUUAUGCCAUGGAGACGGGUGCAGCCACUUUUGUAGGUGGUAAGUUGGGAUGGUAGGAUAAAGGAAAUAAUUUAAUGUUUAUAUGUAUAUAUAUAAACAAUGAUUAACAAUAUUUAUAUCAUAUUAUGGUAAAAUAAUUAAAUAGGUAUUAUAUAUUUUUUUUAAUAAUAUUCGUUUAAUAUAUAUUGUACCAAUUUUCUCGUUUUUCCUGGAUUUCCUAUGUUUUUUCCCGAUUUUUUACACUUGCUGGGAAAACUCUUGUGAAAAUCGAAAAAUGACCUCUCUAAAGUACCACCACGAGAAAAUUUUCUUUCAGAAUAGGAUCUACAUCGUAUAAAUCGAAGUAAGCUUUCCUGUAAAAACAGUGUUCACAUAAAAAAAAAGAAAUAAACUUCUUUGUAAAGCCAUAAAGUUCUUCGGUCCACUCAAAAUCUAAAAUAAAUAUUGAUUAGAAUAAAAGUUAUUUCAUUUAUUAAGUCUUCGUGGACAAUUUUUCAUUAAAAUUAUAUUUGAUGAUGCAACAAGAAAACAUUUUCAAGGAGAAGCUCGAAAAAAUGUUAAAUACAUAUUACGUUUAAUAAUUGUUUGUUUUCACGUAUUGUCGUUCAAUGACUGUGUUUUCAUUUAUCCACAGAAAACGUGUCCAUCAUUGGAUCCGACGACGUUACCACCUGUAUCAUUCUCAUACUCCGGCAUACGGGUAAGUUCUCAUGUAUUUUAUUUACUAUUCUCGUGUUCUGGCGUCAUUUUGUAAUAUAUUUAGUAUAAUUAUAUUAUACAUAUAUAGGUUCCGGAGCCGUUGGGUUCGCUCAUCUGGACGGUUCGUGUACCGAAGAUUGCGUGAUCAACAUGGUGCACAGGAUCCAAGAGCUGUCCAUGGGCUUUCCAGAUGGCCGCCUGGAAAUGUCUCUGAUAGGCGGAUUCACGCACGUGCUGCGCUACAGCGAACAAGUGUUUUAUAGCCUGAUGGGUAAAUUAACUGACCUAAAACCAAACUUGGUGCUAUAUUUAAACCAAAUAAAAUAAAUACUGUGUGUUGUUGUUUACACAGUUGCGGUUCACAAACAUCAAACUGAAAUCGAAUUGGUGUUGGCGUGCGUCGGAGAACUCAAUACAAUUAUGCGGAAUAACGUCCACUGGCCAUUGCUUUAUGGAGCCGGUAUUACUGAUUUUAACGUUUACCUAUAUAAUAUUCUGUUUUCAAUAUUUUCUUCUUAAGCUGCUUAAAAACUGUAAUAUUAAGUAGUCAAGUUAUCCAAUUGUGUCGUUGAAUCUUAUUCUUCUGCUUAUCCCUAGUGAAUGGGGUCAGCUACUCGUAUUCUUACUAUUCACAUCAUCAUUAAUGCCCAUUAAUUUCCAUUUUAUCCCUAUAACUAUUACCACCACUAUCUUGAAAUUUCUCUUUUUCUUAAUAUAAAUAAAUCAUCUCAAUCCAUACUCUUUAAUUUUUCCUAGUAUAUUGCAUUGGUGCGCUGACCAAACUAAUUAAAAAUCCGGUGUCCAUUAGCAUUUGGAAUCCAUUGAGAAUAAAUUUGUUUCAAUUAACUCUUUAGUUGAAUAAAUUUGUCUCAUUACUCGAAUAAAUUAGUUACACUAGUCUAGACAUUUUUUUUCAACAACUAAUAAAGUAUUUCACUAUCCAUCAUUAGGAGUUAUGGUAAAAAGUGGUGAAGUGUUCCCCGCCAACUUUCCUGACAAAGGACCUGAACAACCAUUAAGACUUGCCAGACUAUUCACAGGCUUGCAACCUGUACGUAUAAUACAAUGAUGUGUAAUAUUAAAUUUACUUUAAAAUAUUAUACUGUUUAUUUUUUUUUUUCUACAGGUCUUGGACGUGUAUGAUUGUAAUUUGGGUUUGCUGAGGAUUGGGCCGUUUAACUAUGAACCCAUGCGUAGUGUUGAUCUAUGGCUUCAACAAUCUGACGAAUUCAUUCUGCAAGCAUUGUCUACCACGCCUGACGUAGAACCACCACACACUGUCAUAGCUGUAAGGACUAAAAAAUAUAUCAGAUCCAUGAAAAAUAAUUGGCAUUGAAAUUUAUUAUUUUUGUCUCUUUGGUGUUCAAAAGAUAUUGAAAUGACUUUGAUUUAUUAAUUGUGUUUCUACUACAGUGGCGUUUAGGCUAAAAUUGUUAAAAAAAAAACUUAUUAUAAAAAUUGAAAAAAGCGUACAUCAUUAAUAUAAUAUAAUAUAUGAUAGUUUUUAGAGUUUUAAGAUAGGAAGUGGUAAAAAUAUGUCUAGAAUUCCUAGAUAACUAGAAGAUUCAGAUUAGAAAGCAAGAACAGCCAACUGGGAGAACUCAAGGAUUGGGUGUGUAACGGCUUGUCUUAUUGACCUGUAACUCACAAGAACAAAAAGAAGAUAGUUUUUAAAUUCUAAUUGUAGCAAGGAUGACAAAUGUAUUGGUUUUACUAUCAUGUGUUUUUUUUAUGUUUACCUAUUAACAAUUUCUUUAACAGAAUUUUUGCAUCAUUCAUCAACUUUAGGUGCAAAAGAGAGGUCACUUAUAUUGGUUUUUCUUGUAAUUGUCUUGAUAAUGGAAACAAAACAUCAGAAAAAAAAAUAUACAAUAAUAGUUUAUAUUAUUUUUGAUUUGAUUUUUUUUUGUUCUAAUUCAAUUAAAAAGAAUCUUUCCUAAAAUAACUUUUUAAAAAAAUAUUACAAAAGAUUAAUUUUCAUAUUCAAUUGAAUUAAAAUUAAUAAUAAUGAAACAAUUAGAUUAUUUUUAAAAAAAAAUUAAAUUUUUAACUUGUUUAACAUGACAUGGUUCUUACAAAAAUUGUCCAAUUAAUAUUUAUUUGAAUAGUCUUUUGUUUGCAAUGAUUUAUUGUAGAGUAUGUACAUAAAUUGAAUUAUCCAAUAUCGUACAUUCUCAUCCACUUUCUACCAAUAACAAUAGCCCAACUAUGUUGGUUUUUUCUCCGAUUUUUGCAGUAUCUAUUUUGAUAAAAUAUUUACAUAAAAUAAAUAUACUUUUUACAGAAAAAAUUAAGGAUGCCUAAUGACUUCUAUUUUUAACCCAUAUAAAAAUAAAUAUUUUGAAAUCUCGCAUAUUCUCUAACCAUCCUUGUAUGGCUUUUUUUUUAGUCUAAAACAAAAAUCUAAUAAAAUAUCAUUUUCAACAUUAUAAAUAGUUAGUUUUUUUUUAAACUUGAAAAACUAUGAAUUUAAUUAUUGGUAUUAUCCCGUUUUUAAACAAUUUUUGUGUAGAAGCGUAAAAUACCGAAUACCAAUUAUCUAAUACAUAUAUGCAAUACACGUAAUCAUGAGACCAUUUUAAUUUAAAAGUAAAAAAUUGAUAAUACAUAAUAAAUUUUCAUUAUUUUAUUUUAAAAAUACAAUUUUUGAACAAUUAUUGUAAUAAAUUAUAUAAUAAACAGUUCGUUAAUAAGAGAAGCAGAAACAAUAAUAAUGUAAAACCCUUUUAAUUAUUCUAAAUAUUCUAAAAUGAAUUAUUUUUCAUCCUUGCAUUUUAAAUUUCAGAUACGAGCUUCUUUGAAGUAUGUACAAGAUCAUCCAUUUCCAGCUGUUACAGUGUUCAGGGACAAUCGACCAUUAUAUUACAGACGAGAUGAACAUUCUGGCACGUGGACACCAUUCCGCUAUUGAAAACAUUAUAAUUUAAUAUCACGACAAUCUAACAUGCAAAAUCAUUAGUUUUUCUUCAUUUUUGUUGACUAUCAAAACAUAAAAAGUAUCGGUAAAAACUAAAACGCGUACCACUUUUUUUUGUGAUUUGAAAGUUGUUUCUGUUUUGUGUUUUUUUUUUUUAAAUUUAUUGAGAGAACAUUCCAUUUGUUUGCCUAUUAUUGCGUUUUAUUGAUUAUUACAUUUUUUUUUUGUUAUUUUCUAAGUGCCUUUAUAGUUAAUUAAAUUUUUUUUAAAAUGCUGUUUUUAUAAUUUUUAGGAACUAAUGAGAAUUUUGAUUGAAGUUAAAUAAUGUUAUAUCAUAAGUUUUAAGUGCGGUUAUAUAUUAUUUGAUAUUGUAUGACAACAAUAUUAUAAUCAAAAAAAAAAUUUUUACAAUUAUUUCAUACAUGUGAAUUUUAAUCAAAAUGGAUGUUACGUGUACACUGUACAAUAAUUAUAUUUUUUUAUCAUAAUUGAAUUAGUAAUGUGGCGUUAUUAGUUAUAAUGUUGAUAAUGACCCAAUGUAUCUUUAAAGUCAUCAGGUAUUGAUAAUAAAAUAUUACUUUUGUAUUGCAGUGGAACAUCAAUGAUUAAGAAAUCAUUUAUCAUAGUAUGGUGAUCAAAACAUGACCAAAAUUAAUGAAUUCAAUUUGAAAUCUGUGAAAUGUAUACUUUCAAUUGGUGUAAAUGAUUAUGAACAUAUUAUUAAUUGAAUAUUUGUAUGGCUUUCUUAAAAAAAAAAAGCUGGUGUAAAUCAUUGCAAAUCUGCUUGUAAAUGAUUAUAAACAGUGUAUACCCUAUCAAAUAUUUGUUAUUUGUCUGUAAUAAUUU
Messenger RNA from Cinara cedri, 35303 nucleotides. The record is from the annotation of a GenBank genome assembly. Lineage: Eukaryota; Metazoa; Arthropoda; Insecta; Hemiptera; Aphididae.